AUGGCGCUCGGCGGGGACGGUCGCGGCGGCGCGGCCCGGGCCGCCUGGCCGCGGCUGCUGCUGGCGGCGGCGGCGGCGGCGCUGGCGCUGGCGGGGCCGGCGCUGCCCGAGGUGCUGUUCCGCUGCCCGCCCUGCACGGCGGAGCGCCUGGCCGCCUGCCCCCCUGCCGCCCGCCCGCCCUGCCCCGAGCUGGUGCGGGAGCCGGGCUGCGGCUGCUGCCCGGUGUGCGCCCGCCUGGAGGCCGAGGCGUGCGGCGUCUACACGCCGCGCUGCGCCGCCGGCUUGCGCUGCUACCCCGACCCCGGCGCCGAGCUGCCCCUCCAAGCCCUGGUGCAAGGGCAGGGCACCUGCGCCCGCCGCCGUGACACGGCCGAGUACGGCGCCAGCGCCGAGCGCCCCGCAGAUAAUGUCGAUGACCGGUCCGAGAGCAUCCUUGCUGAGAACCACGUGGAUGGCACCACAGGGAUGCUGAGUGGAACUGGUGGGAGGAAGCCCAUGAAGACAGGCAUGAAGGAGCUGGCUGUUAUGAGGGAGAAGGUGAACGAGCAGCAGCGGCAGAUGGGCAAAGUUGGGAAGCCCCAUCACAACCACGAGGACUCAAAGAAGUCACGGCUGUCGACAGGCAGGACGCCUUGUCAGCAGGAGCUGGAUCAGGUCCUGGAACGCAUCUCUACUAUGCGGCUGCCGGAUGAGCGAGGUCCCCUGGAGCACCUCUACUCCCUCCACAUCCCCAACUGCGACAAGCAUGGCUUGUACAAUCUCAAACAGUGCAAGAUGUCGGUGAACGGGCAGCGUGGCGAGUGCUGGUGUGUGGACCCUAUCCAUGGCAAGGUCAUCCAGGGUGCACCCACCAUCCGUGGGGACCCCGAGUGCCACCUCUUCUACACAGCCCACGAGCAGGAGGACCGGGGAGCACAUGCCCUGCGGAGCCAGUAGACGGACGUGAUCCUGCUUGCUGGAGGUGGCCAUGGCCCCCAUGCUGGAUUUUACAUGGGUUUCAGCAUGUCUCUUUAGGCUCUGGAAGAGACUGGGGUUGGGUCCUGUGUGCUGCCCUCCUUCCCCUGCUGCCUGGCUCCAAGAGAGGGGAGGGAUAAUGGGAGGGGAAGGGCGGUGGGGGGGUUUGCAAGGAGAAGGGACUGCUUUCCUAUAGUCUUUCACCCAAUGUAAGCCAGAGAACCGGUCUAUUUUGCUCCUCACUCUGCGGCCCUGUCUUCCCUGCUGCUUUGUGGCAUCUUCCUGCACCCUCCAGAAUGGAGCGCCAUGUGCUUCUUGACACCUUUCAGGGGCAAAAACACUUGCCACGUGCAAGAGGGGAACUAAAAACAAAGGAAAUGAAACCUCCCCCCCCCCCCUUCCCUCUCUUUCCCUCCCUUCCCCAAGACCAAAGACUGUAAAUACUGUGUCGCCUGCCUCUUGUGCCCUGCUGGUCCCUUGCGCCCCAGCCCGGCCAUCGGUCCUGGCAUGGGAUGCAGUGUGGGAGGGAGGGAAGGAGGAAAGCCUCCUGCUUCUCAGCUGCAACAUGCCAGUGUGGUCAGGAGGUAUCCCCAAAGGAGUCAUAAGCAAGGGAAAGGGCUAAAGGAUUAGGUAUCUUCCCCCCACAAAACACCUCUUGGUGCUUCCCUUCCUGGCACUGGGGCACAGCCAGCCCUGCAGGAACCUGACUCCAGCCACUGGUCUGGGAGGAUGGAGCCUCUGGGUGACAGCAAAGCCUAAAUGCUUGGUUUUCCAGGGGGUAUGAAGGGCUAUUGCCCAGUAUUUCUUAGGAUCAGCUUAUACUGAGGGAGCUAAAGUGAAGUUGCUGGGGCUGGGUGGAAAGAUACCUGUGUAGAUUUAGGGUAACAAGCCAGGGAGUGUCUCUCUUGCUCAUUCUUUCUUUUUUUCUAGAUAGAAAAAAGCCCAUCUAAAACCUGCACUCCCAAGCAGCUGCCCUAGUCCCUCCAUUUUUGCUUGGGACUGGAGUGAGCAUCUGCUAUUCAGCACAUACUUUUUUUUUUUUUUUUUUUAAAGUAAAUUACAGUCUGUAUCUUGCUUUGUAAAGGUCUUGACAUGCAUGCACCCCUCUGCCCCCACACAUAUUUGUAUAGAUUAAAGCCAAGCAAUUCCAGGCGCUCCAAGAGGUUUUGUGCUGGACAUGCCGCUCUGAGGAGAGAGGUUUCUCUGCUGUUAUUUCACCUGUUGAUUUCUUUCUGUACAGAAUGCACCAACGCUGAGAAUAAAUAACUUCCCUGUCGCCUAAGCAAGGAGAUUUUAUUAUUUUAUUAUUUUAUUAUUUUUUCUUUUUCUUUUUUUUUUUAAAUCCCUUUUUCUCUUUUAAAGUAGGUACCAUUUUGCAGGGCAAUUGCAAAAAUGCUCUCCUUACAGGAAAAGUCUUGUGCUUUCCCUAAAUUAAAUCAAGGGAGGGUGGGAAUUAAAGCAUCUUCUAAUUUCUAGCAAAUGGUUCUGAGUAGCACGCAGCCUCCAGAUCCCACGGGGUUAGGUUGAGUAGUGUGGAGGAAGGGGGCUCUCUGGCAACAGCCAGGUCUGGCUGGGAGCAUGUUGUGCUUGCAUCACAUGAGCCAGGCAGCAAAGCUGCCUCAUCAUGGCCUUCAGGAAUGGGAUCAGCUGCUGGUAACUGCUGGCAAAGCCCAGAAACACCAAAUGGUGCUAGAGAACAGGGUCCCUGCUACUGAUACCCACUCCCAUCCAGGCACUUUGUUCUGAAUAAAGAAAAGCAAAAAAGCCCAAUGGAUUCUGGAGGAAGAGGAAUGCUGGGAUUCAUUGUUUUUUUUCCCCCUUCUUGGCCCUACAUUUCAGAUUCCAAGUGUGAAGGGUGCAGGUGGUCUCUGCAAGUUGAGCUCCUCAGGACUUUGCAGGGGUAUGGAUGUGACAGUGGAGGAAAGUCGGGUGGAGGUGUGUGCAGGGCAAUGUGUAUGAGAGGGAGCAAGAGUGCAUGAGAGGGCAAGAAAAAAUAUCUGCAUGCAAAGACAAGUAAUUAUAAAAAUGAUGCUACCUGUUUUCUGUUAACAUCCAAGGAUGUUCUGCUUUUUCAUGUAAACUUUGCACACACUGGCUGUCAUCUGGGGUUUGUAUUUUUUGGUUUGUUUAGGGAUCAGGAAAUUUUCUUUUGUGUUUUUCUUUUUCUCUUUUGGAAAAGCUGAGCUGCAUAAAGUUGGAAUAAAUUAAAUGGGAUGCCAGAAAA
Messenger RNA from Apus apus (common swift), 3178 nucleotides. RefSeq names its product insulin like growth factor binding protein 2 (gene IGFBP2). The transcript is spliced from 4 exons. Gene Ontology annotation, cellular component: extracellular region. Gene Ontology annotation, biological process: regulation of insulin-like growth factor receptor signaling pathway. The coding region runs from base 1 to 936 and encodes 311 amino acids. Gene Ontology annotation, molecular function: insulin-like growth factor I binding; insulin-like growth factor II binding. The record is from RefSeq and is a predicted model, not a curated record. NCBI's taxonomy places the organism in Eukaryota, Metazoa, Chordata, Aves, Apodiformes, Apodidae.